Messenger RNA from Tachyglossus aculeatus (Australian echidna), 1922 nucleotides. It is a transcript of the gene ADPRS, whose product is annotated as ADP-ribosylserine hydrolase. The record is from RefSeq and is a predicted model, not a curated record. Bases 1 to 1110 code for a protein of 369 amino acids. The transcript has 6 exons. Lineage: Eukaryota; Metazoa; Chordata; Mammalia; Monotremata; Tachyglossidae. Gene Ontology annotation, cellular component: mitochondrion; nucleus.
AUGGCGGCGGCGGCGGCGGCGGUGCUGGGCGCCGCGGUGGGGGCCGCCGGGGGGGCGGGGCCGGCCCGCUCUCUGUCCCGGUUCCGGGGCUGCCUGGCCGGGGCCCUGCUCGGGGACUGUAUAGGCGCCAUCUACGAGGCGCAGGACAACGUCAGCCUGACGUCACUGCUGCGGAAGGUGGGCAGCCUGGAGCCCGAGGCCGGCGCGCGCGGGAGCGCGCGGACAGAGGCGCUGUACUACACGGACGACACGGCCAUGGCCAAGGCGCUGGUGCAGUCUCUGCUGGCCAAGGAAGCCUUCGACGAGGUGGACAUGGCCAAGAGGUUUGCCGAGGAAUAUCAGAAGGAUCCGGAUCGGGGUUACGGGGCCGCCGUGGUCACCGUGUUCAAGAAGCUUCUGAGCUCCAAAUGCAGAGACGUCUUUGAGCCGGCCCGGGCCCAGUUCAACGGGAAGGGUUCCUAUGGCAACGGGGGGGCCAUGCGGGUGGCGGGCAUCUCCUUGGCCUACACCGACACGGAGGACAUCCAGAAGUUUGCCCGGCUGUCGGCCCAGCUGACGCAUUCCUCCUCGCUGGGCUACAACGGGGCCAUCCUGCAGGCCCUGGCCGUGAGCCUGGCCCUGCAGGGGGACCAGCCCCGGGAGCUGUUCCUGCGCCAGCUCAUCCGUCACAUGGAAGAGGUGGAGAGCGAUGAGCGGUCCGUGGCAGACGCCAGGGCGCUGGGCAUGGAGGAGUUCCCGUAUUUGAGCCGGCUGAAGAAAAUCAGCGAGUUCCUGGAGCAGAACACAGUGACCAAGGAGGACGUGGUGUCCGAGCUGGGGAACGGCAUCGCGGCCCUGGAGUCGGUCCCCACGGCCAUCUACUCCUUCCUGCGCUGCAUGGAGCCCGACCCCGAGAUCCCCGCCGCCUACAACGCCCUGCAGAGGACGCUCAUUUACUCCAUCUCGCUGGGCGGGGACACGGACACCAUCGCCACCAUGGCCGGGGCCAUCGCCGGCGCCUACUACGGGAUGGAGCAGGUGACGGAGAGCUGGCAGCACAGCUGCGAGGGCUUCCAGGAGACGGACGUGCUGGCCUGCAGCCUGCACGGCCUCUUCUGCCGGCCGCCCUGAGGCCGGCCCCGCUCGCCAGCCGGCGCCGCUGCUUCCGUCGGCGGCGCCUCUCGAGGGGGGCAGGCCCGAGCCGGGCCGGGAACUCUCGGCCCUCCUCUCCCGCCCCACCAUCCGCCCUCCCUGUGGGUGGCCGCACCGGAAGACGAGCCGGAGGGAGAGGGGGACGGCUCUUUCCGUCGGCCCGUGCGAGAGGCCGGAGGAAGAUCGUGGCGGACCUAACCUCCCCCCCGACCCCCGCGCCCCGGACUAGCCGGGGCGUCCUUCAGCUAACGCGGGGACCCCGGAACUCACUCCUAGCAAACCCCGGCCAGAAAACGGGGGUGAGCGGAGCUGGGACGCAUUUGCAUUGGGGCAAAGAGUUGGAUUCGGUAGUAGUAAUAGCAUUUAUCAAGCACUCGCUGGGUACGUGGCCCUGGGGAAGUUCAGCGCAAGCAACUGAUUCAUUCUCUGCCCACAAGGAGCUGUUAAAGAAGCAAAGCCCUCCCGCUCUUUUCCUUUUUUCUUUAUUUUUACAGUUGGGUGGGAGAAGGGUGGGUGGUUCUUAAAAGAACAGUGGGAAAUUUGGCCUUCCCUUGGUCUCGGGAGAUCUACUCUCCCCAUGAAGUGGAACUCCGCUUCCCAUCCCUCUGAAAUUCCCCCAGCCCCAGUGCUCAGAGGAAGUCCCCGCCCAGCCCCGCUCCCGCUGUGGGCUCCGGGGGGGACUGGUGGCAUCACCAUGGUGGGGGGUAUCAACACCCGCACCGGGGGGAGGCCGUCUUAACCCGGCUUAUAAUACCCAGGUGGCAAAGCCCUGAAAUAAACAGCCGACUGCG